Molecule: messenger RNA, 558 nt
Organism: Histoplasma capsulatum G186AR
Lineage: Eukaryota; Fungi; Ascomycota; Eurotiomycetes; Onygenales; Ajellomycetaceae
Exons: 5
Coding region: 1-558 (185 amino acids)
Source: RefSeq, a predicted model, not a curated record
AUGGCUCAGGGCUCCAAGAAGUCCUUCCUUGGUCGAGUAGCAAACGGGCGCUGGCAAAAAAAAAAGGGCAGGGGCAGGGAUGAACGCUGGACGGCGCUAAACCCCAGGCAUGAUUGCCCGGGGACUUCCGCCGGGACAUCAGCGGGCGGGCGCUUGUGGAUCACGCUAAUCUUAGUGUGGUUCAACCCGUUACUGGAACCUGGCUUGGUGCGUAUACCUUAUCGUAACAUGGACUGGAUGCUUGGAUUGAACGUUGAUGGCCGAUCUUGGCUCCAACGCAACCUCCACUCCUACGACUCAAUCCGACCUACAGACACGGAAGGCGAUCCCGGGUCCCAAACCUGGGAGCAAAAGAGGUCUAGGACAAGGCGGGGAUCUCAAUACCAGGCCGAAACUGAAAGGGAAGCCUGGGCCGAAGAAGAAUCCCAGAUUGGAGUCGUCUUCGAACGCUUCUUUCACUGCCAAUAUGCGGCUGGUGGUGGUGGAGGAGAAGGAGGUGGUGGUGGUGGUGGUGAAAAGGGUUGGUCUGGAGAUUGUAAAGCAGCAAAUGAUACCUGA